AUGUUCAAGCCGCUCGGCCUGCUCGCCAGCAUCCCCUGCCCGGACCUCGCAGACGGCAAAUGCCAGACCCUCCGCGUCAAUUGCCCCUUCAGCCACUCUUCACCGCCACCAUCGACGCACAGCUCGAUCGCCACAGCCACAGCAGCAAAGACAAUCAAAUCGACAGGCACCGCCAGCCCCUCGCCCUCUUCAUCGCUCCCGAAGCGUCCUGUCUUGUCUCUAGGCACCGGCACCUCGACCAUCUCGCCCUCCGUCAAAAAGAGCCUCGCCCCGUCCACCGCUGUCGGCACCUCCUCUGCUCCCAGCCAGCCACCGGCGAAAAAGGCUCGCAAUGCCUACGUAGCCACAUCCAGAGCCUCCGCCGCCGCCUCGACUUCGACAGCCGUCACCGCCACCACCAGGGCCCCAGCAAAGGCGCCUGCUCCCCUGCCACCACGACCCGCGACGACCUUCUCAAAGUCUGCCACCGCCAUUUCCGCUUCAAAGGUUGCCACAGAUGGCUGGUCAAACGUUCCUAUCCAGCCUCCCACCAUCACCUUCAGGCAGCAUCCCAGCAGCUCCCAGAUCUCGCUUGCUCAGCGACAGGGCAGCAUCAAGACGCUCUACAGCACCUUUGUCGCCGCCUACGCCCCCCUGCUCAACAGCACCCACUCGAUCGUCCGCGGCGCCGCUCAGAGGCUAGCCCACGACCACACCCUAGCGCAGGAGAUGCAGCUCUUCAAGGAGGCCACCAAGACGAGCUACAAGUCCUCGUGCGUCAGCGCCAUCCUCGGCGUCAAGAAGCGCAACGCCGAAGUGCUCGGCAACUACGCGCGUCUGGCAGAGCAGGAGGCCGUCGAGAUCGAGGCCGCUGCCGACGACAACAGCGGCGCCGCGGUGGGCUCGGCCGAAAGAGCCGUCAUGGAGCUGCUGCUCGCCUGUCCCGAGACGGGCACCGCGCUCGAGGUGCGCAAGAAGCAGGCCCAGGCCGAAGCCAGGGCCAAGGGCAAGCUGUCCAAGCACAGGCUCGCGCAGGCGGGCUUCAUCUGCCCAAAGGGCGACCUCGAGCGUCACGGCUUCCUGGCCAGCCUGCCCGACGAGUGGAGGGAGGUGGGCGGCAGCAAGCCGGACAGCGUCGGCGAGUACAAGGAGUGCAUCCGAUGCGGCAAGAAGUUCUGCGUUGGCGGCGAGAUGAACGAGGUCGGCACCGAGCGCCUGCCGCAGGACCAGCACGAGUGCAGAUACCACUACGGUAAAAAGCGCUACGAACGCGCCGAGGGCCAGCGAGGCAAGGUGCAAGUCUGGCGGUGCUGCGGCCGCCCGGUCGAGUCGAGCGCGUUUGGCGACGACAGCUGCUGCCUGGGCCCGCACGUCUUCAAGGAGGAGGCGGCGUCGGACCUCAACCUGCGCGAAGGCUUCAUCACGACGGCCGAGCUGUCGGCCUCGCUGGCCGACGAAGGGGCCGCCACCGACCACCUCGACAUCGUAGCGCUCGACUGCGAGCUGUGCUUCACCACGGCGGGCAUGAGCCUGACGAGGCUGACGCUCAUCUCCGAGGACGGCUCCGUCAUCCUCGACGAGCUGGUACGCUCCCGCGCCCAGGUCGUCGACUACAACACCCGCUUCUCGGGCAUCCAGCCGGAGCAGUACGAGCGGGACGCGGUCCUCGACCUGGCGGGCGCCCGGCGCGCCAUGGGCAGGUUUGUGGGCGAGUCGACCAUCCUGGUGGGGCACGGACUGGAAAACGACCUUCUAGCCAUGCGGCUGGUGCACACGACCGUGGUGGAUACGGCGCUCCUCUUCGCCCACCCGCGCGGCCUCCCCUUCCGUCUGGCCCUGCGCGAUCUGACGUCCAAGUACCUCGGCAAGAUUAUCCAGGCUUCGGGCGCCACCGUCGGGCACUCGAGCGCCGAAGACGCGCAGAUGGCCCUCGAACUCGUCCGCUGGAAAAUCGUAAACGACCCCUUCACCCCCUUUGGUGGAGGUGGCGGCGGUGGUGGUGGAGGGGGAUCAGGAGGGGAUGGGACGAAGAAGGAAGGUGAUGCUUUGACCGAUGCGGCGUCGGCCUCGGCGUCGGCGUUGGCGGUCAAGCCUAAGCCUAAAGGCGUACCUGUCGUUGGCGUUUCUGUCUAA
Messenger RNA from Pseudozyma flocculosa PF-1, 2112 nucleotides. RefSeq lists its product as uncharacterized. Gene Ontology annotation, molecular function: exonuclease activity; nucleic acid binding. NCBI's taxonomy places the organism in Eukaryota, Fungi, Basidiomycota, Ustilaginomycetes, Ustilaginales, Ustilaginaceae. Gene Ontology annotation, cellular component: nucleus. The record is from RefSeq and is a predicted model, not a curated record. The transcript is spliced from 4 exons. Bases 1 to 2112 code for a protein of 703 amino acids.